AUGAAAAGAAACAUCCGCCAAAUUCCAGGAAAAGCGACCCUGUUUAUGGUCCUAAAACAGGACCCUAUUCAAGUCGAUAAUGAAUCUGGCCAGGUAGAAACAAAACAGAAUUCACAAGACCUGGCAUGUGACCCUCCUGUGAUCAGCAAAUCAGACGCCAAUGUUGCGUCCCUUUCUCCCCCUUCUUCUUCUCCGUCCACCACCUCCUCUUUGUCUCCCCCUGCUUCUUUCCCCUCGAGAACCGCUAGAAACUCCCUGGGAGCACGAUUCCUGGAUAUCGGAACACAAAGUAGUGUUCUAGCUGGAGAAGGAAUUCACGAGUCUCCUACGAGGUCAGCUAUUCAAAGAGCAAAGGACAAAAGGUCAAGGCCAAACCAUCUCCAAAAAGGGAAACUACCGAAAGAUAAAAGAAAAUUGAGAGAAAAGCGUAGAAGUACUGGGGUAGUUCACCUUGCAUCUACAGAGAGUACAGGAGACUCAUUAGAUGAUGAUGAUCAUGAAGAGGAGAAGCUGAGUGAGGCAAAACGGAAUACAUCGUAUAAUGAGGUGAUAGAUGCUGACAAUCCACAAACACCUUCAGAGGUAAUGCGUAGAAUACAACAGUUUCAGACCAUGAAUAUAUCCACUGGUAGUAGUUCUAGUCAUGAUACAAAAACUACAGCAAAACUUAUGGGACCAAGGGGAUUUGUGUCUAGGAGGAACAAGAGUCCAUCUGACCUUGAAGCAGACUUGGAGGACAACCAGGACUAUGAUAGUGCUGUUAGCCAAUCCGAAUCCAACUUUGUUCUAACCGACCAAUCAGGGACAAGGAAUAGAGGCAAUGAAACAAGAAAAUCCUCAUGGACUAGCCAAUCAAAAUUGAGCUCAGAAUCAGUGCAGUCUUUCAAACCAAAUGUGUCUCAAAGAGAUCAUGCCUCACAUACAUUCCAUAAUAAUGUUCAUUCUCAAGGCCGUUUUGAUUACGAUAGACAACCAGUGUCAUAUUCUAGUCACGAGCCUCGAUCGCCGCGAUCCCCAAAAUCACCACGGUCCCCGAAAUCACCAAGAUCUGUAAAUCAAAAUGUAAACCAAACGCGGGAACCAGUAAGGCCAGUUUCUAGUGUUUUAGCUCGGUACCAGGCCCAGGAUAAGCAGGAAGAGCCUUCAGGAGGGUACAAGUCACGAUUUCGAGAUCGUGAGUUUGGAGGUGUACGUGGCCCUGUUGGGCAACAGUUUGCUUCGUCAAAGAUAAACAAAGAAAGUAGAGAUGAUGAAGCAAGCAGGAGAAAACUAGAAAAGGACUUGGAGAGAGAACGGGAUGAAAAUCAGAGAUUACAGAAAGUUUUAGAGGAGAAGGACAAAAAAAUUGCUGAUCUUGAACGCCAAGUUGCCAUGUUAAAUAGGGAUUUAGUGGACUGUAAUGAGGACAUGGAAAAACUGCAGAUAGAAAACAGAGCUCUGAUACAAGCUGUGGGUCAACUGAGUACAUCUGGCACCCAUGUUUAAAAUAGUGUGGACAUACAAUGCCUCAAUAUCUGGUAUCCAUGUAUAAAUUUUAUGGAUUUACAAUGCUUAAAACAUCCUGACACCCAUUAUAUAAUGAUGUGGACUUAUAUCACAAUGCCUCAUUGUGAAGCCUUAUCAAUUGAGCCAGUUAUUACACAAAUUUGUAUUUCUACAUACAUGCUUGAGCUCGCAGUAUCCUACAAAACAAUGUGACAAGCUAUCUUGAUAUAAUGCUAAAUGUUCAUCACAGCUUGGUGCAGUGUUGUUACAAUAGAGGCCUUGCAAAAAAAGAAACAGAACUUGUUUCGAAACAUGACUGUAAAAAAAAAAAGGAAAAAAAAAAUCACUAAGAUUACAUACUUUAAAUUGCCAUUAUGGUUACAGGUAAUGAAAUUUGAAUCUGAAGACCAUUUUCAAACUGGGGCAUAUGAUUGGUCGAUUCAAAUUUGAAAUUGACCAAUUAAAAAUGUGCUUUUAGACUCACUGCUUUCUAGAGUUCAUUUUAAUAACCAGUUACAUUAUAUGAGUCACAGUUCUCGCCAUAAAGCACCAAUUGCUCUGCUUUAUUAAUAUAUUGAUGUAUAUUUGUGUAUGUGCCAAGCCAAGUAGUUGAAGCUCUUGUGUAGUGGGAGAAAUGUGGUGAUAUUAAUUACCAUUUUCAUUUUUCGUUCACCUAUUUGGCAUAAUCUGAAGGCAAUGAUUUAAAAAGAAAAAUAGGCAAGUUUUUAUGUUUUGAAACAGAGAAUAGAAUAUUACCAAAGAAUAAAUAUAGACAUCAGCCAUAUUCAGUAAUACAUUUCAUUGAUUGGUUGAAUUAAGAUGGUAAUUUGUAAAAAUUGACCAAUAGAAAUCCUGCAUUUUUGACUGUGUUUCAAAAUGAAUAAAUAGUGUCAGUCUUAAGUCUUUGCACAAGGGUCUUUACUCUUAGUUCAGUUAAAACUGGUGGAUACUGUUUGGACACAUGCGUAAGAUGUACUAUGUGUACAACUUAAAAUAGGAUGAAAUUACUUGAAUUGCCAGCACAUUCUGAAAGUAUGUACCGCUAUAGAAAUAAUAAAAUGGAUCUUUUGUUUGGGAAUGUGUUAAAUCUGACAAGACUAUAAGAUUUAUUAGAACAUGUCUGUUAUGAUACAAUUUAUCCAUUUUUUUCUCAAUAUUAUUUCAUUUCUAAGAAAGAAAUUAAUGAUGUAAAAGAAAAGUCAGAAAUGAUUAAAAAUAUCUAAAUAAUUUAUAUUAUUGAAAGUUUGACUGUAAACUUGAAGUUUUUUCAAACUUCUAAAAAUCUCGUCCAUUUCCUCAUUUACAUACAAAUAUAAAUAUAUCUAGCACUCACUUUUCAUUGGUCUCUGGGUCAUCAAGUAUAACCUCGCCUUGUUUUUCAUUUACGGCCUAAAUUUGCGAAUAGUUUUGAAUGCCUUUUACGAAUCAUUGUUAAGUUAUAUGUUGUUUUAAAGAGGAAAAUGCAAAUAUUCUUUUGUAUCAUUGGGGUAGAUAUUCUAUAUAUAAUUAUGUUAAAGUGACAUUAUGCCCAUCCAAGGGAAUAGGAAGACCAAUGGUAUAUAAUUAUAUAUUAUUAUUAUCAAAAGAUGUUGUACUAUUAGUAUUACAUAGAAGUUGUUUAACACUUGAAGUGCAAAUGGCGGUAUGAAGCCUAAGCCAUCAGUAUGAAGCCUUGGCAGUCUGUACAAUAAUUACUGUACUGAUUGACUAGGCACUACAUUGUCUUCAGCUCAAAAAUAAGUAUUUAAUCAAUAGCCUGCUGGCAGCAACUGGUUCUACGCAUACGGCCAGUGCAGAUGAAGGUCAUCCAGUACAUGUACAGUUCUGUGCUGUCUGAUCAUGGUCGGCACCAUUCGCUAUAAGUCAGUGCUUGUUCUGAUAUUUCCCAAAAAAUUAAUGAACGGUUUUGUACAGAUUGGUAAAUUGGACAUGUAUUUUUGAGAUAUUAAGCAUGGUAAUGGUUAAAUCUCGAAUUCUGCCUUGUGUAGCAUACAGCCAAGAAUGUAGCUUAAAAAAAUUUAUUAAAGACUUUGUAUAAUGAGCUGACUGAAAUGUUUCACAACCAAAGAAAUUGUUCAUUUAUGUAAUAUUAUUAUGUUUUGCUGAUUCAGCAAAAAUGGUUUAUGUACUUUUUUUCAAGUUUUUUUUCUUCUUCAAACUUUGAUGUUAGUCACAUUUCAGUAACAGAUAAAAAAAAACUCAUGUGGUGAUAUGUAAAAGUAUUAAAAUUAAUUCAUGUUUUACAGUGAUAGAUAGCCGUUGUUUUUGUUGAUUUUAUAAGGUUUGUGUUACACAUUGUAUUCUUGUUAUUUUGAUAUUUGAUUAUUUAUUGACGCAAAUAUAUUUAAUGAUUACACAGUUAUUUAUAGAUGUGUUCAGUUAACUAUGCCAUAUGUAUUCAUGGUGCAUGUUUUGUGUUGUUUUUCGAGUUUUUGUUGACCAAGAUUAUUCUCUGGAAAAAGCCAAUUUAUUGAUUCCGGCUCGCCAUAUGAAAUUUUUUUAUAACGCUAUUGAUGCACUAUAUUUUAGGGACGUCACAAUAGGGGACUUAGUUAAUAGUAAAUAUUACACAAUAAAAUUGUUUUAGCGUUUUAGUUACUUUUGUAGUCAGACUAAAUUUCUAAAAAUAGAUUAAAACGAUUGUGACUUGAUUGUUAUGUGUAAGAAAAUAAAUAUUGUACUGAACAGUCAUUUUUAAGGAAUUCUUUAGAACUUAGAAAUCGAAAUGCCUUAAGGUUUUGUUGUUUUUUUCUUAUUGAUAAACAAUCUUUAAGCAGAAAAGUAAUUGAAGAAUUUUUAAUUGGUUGUAAAGAAAAGAAAGUAUUAUAUAGAACACAAGACUAAGUAUGGAUAAAUGGUGUUUAGUUGUAUUGAUUUGGUAAUUUUUGUUUUGAGCCCGAAUCAAGUUGAAAAUGGUUGGUAUUUAUGUAUAGAACUUAGCUGAAAGGCCAAUUAUGCCUCAGAAAUGCUAUCAUUUUUAGAAAUGUGGAUUUUUGAGACAUAUUGUGCCUUUAAGAAUGGCUGUAUGGCAUAGAUUACCUUUUAAUAGGAAUAUAUCAUUACACAAAAAUAAUAAUAAUUAUUAUGUAUGUUAUAUAUUGAUAAAAAUAGGCUUAUAUUUACUAUUGUGCUCAAAGUAUUUGAUUUAUGCUGAUAGUAUAUAGCAACCAGGUGAUAAGAAAGCUGUGCUUUGCAUUUUUUUUUGUGCUAUGUGUUCAUAAAAUUGACUGGCGGCACGAGAAAAUAACCCUAUUCAUUGAUUCCUAUUUUAAUUCAUUUUAAUUGGCAUAUUUAAUUUCUUAAGAUAUUCAAAUAUGUAAAAGCUCUUGAAAUGAUGAUAAAAAACUAUUGACAUCUGCUUAUCCAUAGUUAUUGAUAAUUAUCAUCAAGACCAGUAAGGUAAUACAGAUUUUGAUUUUUAAUGUCCACAAGAUAAACGUCUUUUGAGGACAUUUUCAAAUGAGGGAAAGGGUCGUUUUGCCAUGCCGGCAGUCUUAUUGUAAUACUAAUGUAUAAAGUAUGUUUAUUUUAGGGAAAACUGGAUCUGAAUUAUCAUUAUUUUUGCUUUUAUUUUUAUUCCAGACAUUAUUUCUACAAACUUUUUUACUGUAUAUGUAACAUAUUUCUACAAAAAUUUCAAUAGAAAUGACCAAAGGUAGAUAAUUUUGUAUAAUUCUGUUUCAUUUGUACAGAACAUAAUUGACCAAAAAAAAUCAACAUUUAAUUAAUUUCUAUGUAAGCUUAUAAGCUUGUUGAAAAAGUCACCAUUUGAUUGCUUUAAAUUUUGAUUUUAGUUAAAAGCUUUAAAAUGCUUUAAUUUUUGUUUUUAGGCUUUUUUUUUUGCACAAAUUUUUGAAUCUGGAAAAACAGAGUAAGGAAAUGAUCUGAAAUUUUACACACCAAUUAUUGGUAAAGACCUGUAUCAAAUGGUAAAAAAAUUCUCUAGAAAUAUUUCUGGUCCCGUCAUAUAAUAUAAAACUCAGUGUAGUCCCUUUAAAUAAAAGAUGAUUUUUUUGUUAUCCAAAAUAAAUAUCUACAAUAUUAAUUUACUACAAAAUAAAUAUUUUUUUGUUGCAGCUUAAAGGAACUCCACUGAGGUCCAAAAGCCUUGAAAUACAAAAUUUAAAUUUCUUACAUAGAUAAGUUGUGACACUUAAGACAGAAAGAUAUGCAAAAGAUGAUAAAAAAAUAUGCCCCGAAAUAUAUUGAAAAUCCUAUAUUUUGAGCUAUUGUUUUGCCAGUUUUGAGUGAAAUGCAUUGCAAUGCUUUUCAAUUUUGGGUCCAUGAGAAUAAUUUUUUUCUUGAUCAACGGAGUGGGCAAAUGAUCUGAUAUUUUGCACACAAGUUAUUGGUCUAGACCUACAUCAAAAGGAACAUUAAUCUCCGAAAAAUUAUUUCCAGUAACAUCAUGUUAAAAAAAAAAAAUCAGUCGAGUCCCCUUAACAAUGCAAUAGUACAAUAAUAAUUUAAAAUGAUUUUUAAAUGGGGGUAUAUUUUUGCUCACUACAUAAACAGCAUAAUAUGCUAGUAUUAAAACUAAGCAUUUACAAUCCAUAAAUUUGGGAGAAAUAACACACAUUGAGAAUUCCAUAUUGCAGUUUGAAUGAUUUUUUAGAAUUAUGA
Molecule: messenger RNA, 6108 nt
Organism: Ruditapes philippinarum (Manila clam)
Lineage: Eukaryota; Metazoa; Mollusca; Bivalvia; Venerida; Veneridae
Product: PRKC apoptosis WT1 regulator protein-like
Exons: 8
Coding region: 1-1485 (494 amino acids)
Biological process (GO): apoptotic process; positive regulation of apoptotic process
Cellular component (GO): cytoplasm
Source: RefSeq, a predicted model, not a curated record